GCCCUAGCCUUGGCUCAUUGCUUAUGUGUGGUGAUCCUUGAGUUUGCAAGCCUAUGUAACCUUCUCCCCAACCAUCAGUUGACACUGUUCAGAACUUGUGCGCCAACUCACUAGGAAUGCCAUGGUGACCAUGCUCACCCUCACCAUGGCCAAGAUUCCUCGGAGGUUGUCUCGGUCGUGUGGUGCCCGUUCCCUACUCCUCGCAGAACUCCCAGCACGAGGACUGAAGAUUCAAGCUGAAGUGGUGACUGAAGAGGAAUCUACUCCAGUGGCUGCUGAUCAAGUGGAGGAGCCAUCUAACUGGGUAGCUUGUAGAGGGAUCUAGACCUCUUCACUGCAACAAAGGUGAUGAGGAGUACUCUAUGUGUUCGUGAGGCUGGAGGGCGCUUCCAGUUCUAGAGGAGGAUUAGUUAGGCUUAUGUAUAAGCUUUGGAGGGUUCCUACCUUCCUGCUAUUGUAAUAAGUUAUGCACUUUGAUUAUAUCAGGACUUGUAAUAAAUGUAACUCUUCCUAUGUAAUAACCUUCAGUUUUAGAAA
Molecule: messenger RNA, 537 nt
Organism: Zea mays
Lineage: Eukaryota; Viridiplantae; Streptophyta; Magnoliopsida; Poales; Poaceae
Exons: 3
Coding region: 122-325 (67 amino acids)
Source: RefSeq, marked validated